UAGCAAAACUCUCAAUUCUUCAGCGAAAUAACGCUUUUCUGGGGAAUGCAAAAAAGCCCUUUUGGGCCUCCGUAGUUUCUGAAGCUGGUGAAAGAGAAACCGAGAGUGCAGUUCACUUUUGGCGAGGAGUCGCUACCGGGGCUAGUUGUCACACCUUUUUACAUUAGUUCAUCCGAAGCAAAACCAGUGAGAUGCUGUAUUUAUUUAUUUAUAUAGAAAGUUAUGUCGGUAUUCAGAAGCUCACAUGUCUAUCCUUAGACGUGAAGGUGAAAAAUAGGACGUUUCUUUGGAUUAUUUCUCAGAAUGACACAAUGUAAAUCUGUUUAUCAACCUUUGCCUAGAUUUAAACAAAAAAUGUCAACUUUAAGUCAUGAAAUAACAAUAAAAGCUAACAAAUAUAAAGGGGACGAUUAGCAAGUCCCCGUAUGGUAAUGUUAGUUAAUACAAUAAGUAACAAUGAGCAGUACAUUUGUUAUGUUAUAUACAGUAUAUGACAUUUUUACUUGUGCGUUGAGCUAGAACAAAAUUUGAUCAUACUGAAUAGAGUUCGUAUAGUAUAGUUUUUAAAAUAAAGCAUAGGAAUUAACCGAGAUACAGUACUUAGCCCCCACCUCCCUUAUAAAAUGUUGUACGGUUGCCAUACUAAAAGUACCUUGCUAUUUAAACACCCAAAUCAAAAUAUGGUUCUUUCAGUAGUUGUGGUACUUUAUUGUUAGUGUGGUGUCUCUCCUGUGGUUCAGGCAGCCUGUAUCUCAGUAGCAGGCCGCUUCAGUCCAUCUGUCUCAUCUGUGAGCAGCCAAUGCACACACUUGCACUCCAACGGUGUUAUUAGCCCUACCCACUAUAUUUAACUGGAUGUAUUAUUAAGUCAUACCCAGAUUUUCAUGACGUUACAUUGAGGAGGGUGAAAUGAGAUCAUCUGUGUUUCUCCAAAAUCCUCCUAUCUUUGAGUUAAGUUGCAGGAUUUCCCACAGAGGAUGAACCAAGAGCUCUUGCAGGAUGCAGAGAGAGCGUUGAGGAGGAAGAUAAGAGAGAAAUAGACCCAAAGCAAGUCUAGGGCUGAAGAUCUGUGGAGAGAGAGAAGGAAAGAGGAGCUAUGUGGCACAUUAGUUGUUCGCUAAACCCCAAAGUGCUCCCGGAUGGGCUCCCUGCACGGACGACCAUGAAGAAAGGACUGGCUGGAGGAGUCAAAGGGAAGAGGAAGAUGUUCUCGUUUUCUUUACGAUGCCGGUUUGGAGUGAUCAGAGGACGGGUUAAAGAAGAUGUCCCGUACACGAAGGGAAGCAAGGAUGCUGCAAGUGACAGCAGCGGCCUCAACAAAAGGAGCAGCUUAGCUGACGAGCAGAGAGGUGUGACGACGGUGGAACUGAUUAAAAAAGAGGGCACCAGUCUCGGACUCACAAUCUCCGGAGGUUGUGACAAGGAUGGCAAGCCAAGAGUGUCAAACCUGAGACCAGGAGGUCUCGCGAUCCGGAGCGACCAGCUCAAUGUCGGGGACUAUAUAAAAUCAGUGAACGGGAUAAACCUGUCCAAACUCAGACAUGAUGAGAUCAUCAGCAUGCUAAAGAACAUCGGAGAGCGUGUGGUGCUGGAGGUGGAGUAUGAGCUGCCUCCAUUCGCUCCCAGCAAUCCCUGCAGCGUCAUCUCUAAAACUAUCGAAGUGUGCUUGGAAAAGGAAGGGAACAGCUUCGGCUUCGUUCUGAGAGGGGGCUUUCAUGAAGACUGGCAUAAGGCUCGACCUCUAGUAGUGACCUACGUCAGGCCUGGCGGACCCGCAGACAGAGAGGGAACCCUGCGAGCGGGCGACCGUGUGUUGAGCGUGAACGGUGUUGCUGUGAACAGACAGAAACAUGCUGACGCUCUGACCCUGAUCAUGCAGAGCAGCCAGGAGGCUUUCUUCCUCAUCGAGUACGACAUCAUGGUCAUGGACUCGGUCCAGAAAUCGUCUGGGCCGCUGCAGGUGGACAUCGCCCGCUCCGCAGGUUCAGUGCUGGGACUCAGUCUCACUACCUCCCUCUACAGAAACAAACAGGUCAUUACAGUCCAGAAAAUCAAGCCAGCUAGUGUUGCAGACAGAUGUGGUGCUUUGCAUGUGGGAGAUAUUCUCCUGGCUAUAGAUGGCAUGAGCACAGAGCAUUGCUCUCUGAUGGAGGCUCAGCAGCUCCUGUCCAGCUCCUCAGAGCUCACCAAACUAGAGAUCCUGCCCUCUCAACACUGCUCACAUGACACAGUACGUGUCCAGAGGAGUACUCAGCGUCAGUGGGACUCUAGUGAGAACUACAGCUGCGCUCCUCCACCUUUCCAAAAAACACCCUCGGCCUGGAGUCACACCACCCCUACACCCUCACACCGAUCUGUGACGUCUGGCAUCUCUGCAAACACAUCAGGCUUUCACAGUUACAACUGCGGCACCCAGUCGGCGUACCCCAACACCUAUCCCAGCAGCACCCUGCCCUCCUACCCAUCCAGCCCCCGCUGCACCGUCACCAAGAGGAGACAAAGGAGAAGAGACCACAAGAGCUCCUUGUCUCUGGCGUCGAGUACGGUGGGCGCCGGUGGUCAGGUGGUGCAUAUAGAGACCAGCGAGGUGGUUCUGAGAGGAGAUCCUCUUACUGGGUUUGGCCUGCAGUUACAGGGAGGAGUGUUUGCUACUGAGCCGCUGUCAGCGCCUGCCUGUGUCCGCUUUAUAGAGCCUGACACACCUGCUGAAAGGUGUGGGGUGUUACAAGUUGGAGACCGAAUUCUUUCUAUUAAUGGAAUUCCCACCGAAGAAGGAACACUGGAGGAGGCCAAUCAGCUGCUUCGAGAUGCAGCGCUGGCCAAUAAAAUCACACUGGAGGUGGAGUUUGAUGUAGCAGAAUCAGUCAUCCCCAGCAGCGGCACAUUUCAGGUUAAAUUGCCCAAGAGACGUGGAGUGGAGCUGGGCAUCACGAUCAGUGCGAGCAAGAAGCCAGGAAAACCCUUGAUAAUCUCUGAGAUACAGAGAGGGAGCAUUGCACACAGAAUAGGAACCCUGGAGCCAGGUGAUCGUCUGCUGGCUAUUGAUAAUGUUCGGCUGGAUAACUGCGGGAUGGAAGAAGCCAUGAUGGUCCUCCAGCAGGCCGAGGGAAUGGUCAAACUGAGGAUUCAGAAAGAUGAAGACAACCUGGAUGAAUUGGAGUCGUCUGGUUCAGUCAUAUUCACGGUAGAGCUCAAGAGACACGGAGGUCCUCUUGGAAUCACAAUUUCAGGCACUGAAGAGCCCUUCAAUCCCAUCCUGAUCUCCAGCCUGACCCGCAACGGCCUCGCACACAGGACUGGUGCUCUUCAUAUCGGUGACCGUGUUUUGGCCAUCAAUAACAUGAGUCUCAAAGGAAAACCUCUGAGCGAGGCCAUCCAUCUGCUGCAGACCGCUGGAGACACGGUUACACUGAAGAUCAAGAAGCGAUCCGAACCACUUUUGGAGUCGGACAGGGGCAGCCCGUCCAGGACGGCUUCGUGCGUGAGCGACAUGGAAGACGAUCGCUCGGAUUCUCUCAGGAGAGGAAAAUACUCUGAACUUCAUCGCCUGACCACACCGCCCAGUCUGGAUUCAGCCAUGGACUCGUGGGAUAGUUCGGCCCUAGAUGCUGGAUAUGGAAGUCAAGGUGUCUAUAUUCAUAGGGCGUCUGAUUUCACUCUUCAUCCCAAUGACUGGAGACAGACCAAUCACAGGAGCCCCCUGAUCUCCAGAAGACACGCCCACCAUCCUGCAAUGUAUGAUGGGAGGCUGGGCGAGGAGGACUGGACAUACUCUGGAGAUACUAGACAGGAACUAGAAGGUUAAAGAAGCAUAACAGCUGAUUUCGUUAUGAGAAGGACACUUGUGCGUAAGAACAUUUCAGCUUGUUUGCUUGCUAUCACUCAAUCAUGUGGCUGUUAUUCUUUCUCUGAGUCGGCCAGUUAUUAUUUUCCAUGUAUGUGCACUUUGAAAGGAAGCAUGCAGGUGAAUCUGCUCAGGUCAUAUUUCAAAGAUACAUGAUUUGAAGACCUUAUGGUGUUAUUUCUUGUACUAUACAAUUAAGGCUGAAACAAAAAAAAAUAAAAACUUGUUCUAUGCAAAAUAUAAUUUAGCAAUUUGUUGUGAACUGUGACCUAAGCAUGUUGUCAUAUUGACAUAAUUUUUGGUUAUUUUAUUGUCCUAACAAAUUAUGUACACUACCAUUCAGUAGUUUGGGGUUGGUGAGAUUUUCUAAUGAAACUCUAGUGUAUUUGAAUAUAUUUUAAAAUGUAAUUUAUUCUUUAGAUGGUUACCAGUCUUCAGUGUCACAUGAUCCUUCAGAAAUCGAUCUAAUGUGCUGAUUUGCUGCUCAAGAAACGUUUCUUUUUAUUACCAAUUUUUAAAACAAUUGUGCUUCACAUUAUUAUUAUUAUUAUUAUUAUUAUUUUUUUUUAAUUUCAGGAUUCUGUGAAGCUCAAAAGCGCAGUGUUUAGUUGUAAGAUUAUAAAUGAUCGAUUUCAUUUGUGCUUGUAUAAUAAUAAUAAUAAUAAUAAUAAUAAUAAAAUUACUGACCCCAAAUUUUUGAAUGCUAGUUUCUAUUCAUAUGUAUAUAAAUGUUUUUAGAUUAAUUAAACAUUAUAUAACUAAAGUAACUAAAAGUGACUAAAGCAAGAUCAAGUAGUAAAAAAUGCAAUUAAAUGAGAAUGUACUGUAAUUUCACAUGAAUUUUUUUUUUUUUUUACAGUGGUAGAGUCAUCCAUAUAAAUUGUAUGUAAUUUUGUUGAUUUCAGUGGAAAGUCAAUGGCUUUUUUUUGUAUGUUUUUGGUGUACACACUUUCUGUAGCAGUUUUGGUUUCUGUGGCUAAACACCUGUCAAAGAUGCUCAGUCUAGCCCAGAAACCGUUAGCCAGUCUCUGUAUGUUUUCCUACUCUUCUCUUUUCUAUUUUUUCUCAGGUUUUCUGUCUCUCGUCUGCCUUACUAAUCAUCCGUGGGCCGCUUGCUGCCAUCCGCCCUUGUCUGCUUUUUUUUUUUUAAUCGCUCAUUUUUAUCAUUUUGUUCUUUUAUCGCUCAGAACUAGUUCAUGGCCUCUUCAGACACAUCUGUGUGUUUCUCUUUCUUUAAACCGCUGGCUAAUAGCUGAGAAGGAUCUUGUACAGUGACUUUCAAUCAUGCCAUACAGUACAGUUAUAUAAAGAGAGAGAGAGAGAGAGAGCUCCGUUUCCAGUGGUACACCUGGCCUCACAUUACCCAGGUUGCUUUGCGUUGACACAGAUCUGUCAGUCCCGCACGCUGUCACAACCACAACAAUACAGACGCUCAGGAGAACUAUUGGUCACAAGCUCUUCAGGACCUAGAGACCUGCGGCCAAUCAGAAAUCCUGCGGGAACUUGAG
Puntigrus tetrazona (Sumatra barb) is the source of this 5352-nucleotide messenger RNA. RefSeq names its product glutamate receptor interacting protein 2a (gene grip2a). NCBI's taxonomy places the organism in Eukaryota, Metazoa, Chordata, Actinopteri, Cypriniformes, Cyprinidae. The record is from RefSeq and is a predicted model, not a curated record. Gene Ontology annotation, molecular function: protein binding. Gene Ontology annotation, biological process: neurotransmitter receptor transport, endosome to postsynaptic membrane. Bases 1097 to 3805 code for a protein of 902 amino acids. The transcript is spliced from 21 exons.